Centropristis striata (black sea bass) is the source of this 3447-nucleotide messenger RNA. RefSeq names its product solute carrier family 25 member 14 (gene slc25a14). Gene Ontology annotation, cellular component: mitochondrial membrane. The transcript has 9 exons. The coding region runs from base 303 to 1163 and encodes 286 amino acids. Lineage: Eukaryota; Metazoa; Chordata; Actinopteri; Perciformes; Serranidae. Gene Ontology annotation, biological process: mitochondrial transport. The record is from RefSeq and is a predicted model, not a curated record.
ACUCCUCCAGAGGGUUAACCUGUAGGAGUUUACCAACGCCAUAAGAUGGCAGUAAUGCAACACUGAGGCGUUCAGCUGCCGUUAAAGGAGAAGAAGAAGAAGAAGAAAAAGCUUAUUGGCGUCUGCUUUGACAUUAGAUGAUAUGAGGAGCUAACGGCAGCCGAGAAGUUUUCUGCUUGCACUAUUGACUUAUUAAAAGUCAAGCCACGAAAGUCAUGGAAAACCAAUGCAAAUAGCAGGUCUCGGACUUUAUUGAUAGUACAGCGGGGCUGCAGCAGGUGGAAGCAGCCGGAUCCGCGGAGAUGGUCAACUUGAACUGGAAGCCGUUCAUCUAUGGAGGGAUGGCCUCGAUUGUCGCAGAAUUCGGGACAUUUCCCAUUGACCUGACCAAAACCAGGUUACAGGUCCAGGGUCAGUCCCAGUACACGGAGGUGCGCUACAGAGGUAUGUUCCAUGCUCUCUUCAGGAUCGGAAAGGAGGAGGGCAUCCGGGCGCUCUACUCUGGGAUUUCUCCAGCUCUGUUGAGACAAGCUUCCUACGGGACAAUUAAGAUAGGAACUUACAACUCUCUGAAGAGGCUGUUUGUGAGUCACCCAGAAGACGAGACCAUGGUCAUCAACGUCUUCUGUGGUGUCGUGUCUGGAGUCCUGUCCUCUUCUCUGGCCAACCCCACUGAUGUCCUUAAGAUCAGGAUGCAGGCGCAGGGCAGUCUGCUCCAAGGCAGCAUGAUGUCCAACUUCAUCAACAUCUACCAGACAGAGGGCACCAGAGGACUGUGGAGAGGUGUCAUUCCCACAGCACAGCGAGCAGCCAUUGUCGUUGGAGUAGAACUUCCUGUCUAUGACAUAACCAAGAAGCACCUGCUUCGCUCCGGCGUCAUGGGAGACACCAUUUUGACACAUUUUAUUUCAAGUUUCACGUGUGGCUUGGCUGGGGCGCUGGCCUCCAACCCUGUUGACGUGGUCCGGACCCGUAUGAUGAACCAGCGAGUUUUGUCAGGAAGCCCCAUGUACAAAGGAACACUGGAUGGAGUGAUGCAGACGUGGAAGAAUGAGGGCUUCUUCGCUCUCUAUAAGGGAUUCUGGCCUAACUGGCUGCGGCUGGGGCCCUGGAACAUCAUUUUCUUCAUCACCUUCGAACAGCUGAAGAAGCUCCCGUUCUAACGGGCAGGGAGAGGGACUUCACUGGUCUGUUAGACUGUGUCGGGCAUAUGUGGAGUGUGAGCACAGCAGCACCUGGAGCUCUGGCACCAGUAUAUUCACACUCCCUUCAAAUUAAUGCCAAUGAUACAAUACAAAAUUAGUCAUAUGCCCAUGCUCAUCCAAAUCUUAUGUUGAUUUUUAUUUUUUUAUUUAUUGUCACUGGUUGUGUUUUUGUACUGUUUUAAGGAAUGUUGCUUUGGUGAUUUCUCUCACCAUCAACCAUACAUCGACACUCCCCAGGCAGCUAAAUGUUUGGUUGUAGCAGAAGACUGAGAGUUUGGAACAUUAGGUUUAUUAUUUGAGCUGAUUGAAAAGACAGAGUUUACUUUGGUGGAUUGGGUGAGUGGAAUCUUUGUGGACCUUCUUAAAAGACGAAACAGAGAUGACACUUGAUUGUUUGCUACAAUUAUCUGUAAGAACAUGGGGAAUUAAUUUAUUCAUAAGCCUAGGAUUUGGAGAAUGUAAUUUCAGACAUGCAUGGGUAUGCAGUUUGUGGUAUUUAAAAAAAAAAUAAGAAUUGAUUUUUUUUAUAUGGAAUGACGUGUAGGAACCCUGUAUUUUUAAUGCAUAGGCACUGCAUGAAAUGUGUUCGGAAAAUGAGUCCGAUUUAACUGAUGAAUAUGGAACUGCAUGGAAGAGUAGAGAAAAUAACAAAGUGACUGUUACAGGUAGUUAAGGUACUGAGAGAGAAAGAGAAAGAAAUAAUGCUCAACAGCACUCCAGAUGAUUAAUGGUUAAUUCACUCAGCGAUAGGUUGUGAUCUUUGCUCUAUUAAGGUGUUAGGUGAAGUUGUCGCAAAGCCUCUGAAAUGCAGUUUUAAUCUUUUAAAUGAGUCAGAAAAUCACUCAACACAUUUGUUAUAAAUUUUAAGCUGAAGAAAACAAAUAAGGAAAGUUUAGUCUUUAUUUAUUAUUUUCUAGGAGAAGCCGUUUCUCGACACAAAUUCUGAACAUCUGUGAUCUUACAGAGCCCCUGAAGUUUAAAAAACAAUCACAAAUCUGUACCAAAGCCUCUAACAACAAAAGGGAGACUCUUUUCAUAACCAAAAGAAGUUGGGUUUUUUUUCGUCUUCAUUUUUAUUUUUUAUUUCAAGGAAAUAUUCAAUACAGAUCAAUCACUCUUAUUGAAGGUGUUUUUAUUUUAUUUAUUUUUGCUCUAGUGUCUUUUUUUCACGUAAUUCACCUCCAGUAUGUUGCAGUAUUGGAAGCUAAUUUUAUUAAUAACCCACAAGACAACAAGCCAGUACAUAAUGUAAAUCGCUGUACAGACUCAUUCACACAUAGAGGUGAAUGUGUUCUAUCUUUUCAUGUCUGGGUGUACAUAUAUAUGCCUUGUUGCGCUAUUCUUACUGUUGUGUCCCUCGUCCGAGGUCAAGUCGUGGCAUGAAUAGGAAAGUGGCAGCUGGCGUGGAGAGAAAGUACAAAAAGAGGGCCCGUGUGCCAAAAUGUGCUUUUACUAAACUGGGUUAAAUUUAUUUGCAGAUAUUUCUUAAACCAGGUUUUUUUGCAGCUAGUCUGCCUAAAAGCUGAAGAAACUCUUUGCUGGAAAGUAUCUGAAAGUUUGGAAUUUAUAACAUUUUUGCUGGAGUUUAGGGAAUGUGAUUCAAAAAAUUCAAUGAUAAACAAACCAAAUGCACUUUUAAUAAGUUAAUAACUUCAUAUUCUCUAUGUGAAUCCAUUGUAACAGUUAUGAUAUUACCACAUGCUACAAAUUAUUUGCAAAUACAAAUUGGCCCUUGUUUGAUUUGCACAGAACAGAAGUCAUCCACAGGCAUCACCAAACAUUUUAAUGUUAUAUUUAACUGUUUUAACUUGUUAUUGUUUUUUAAAGCUGAAUGUAUUCAUUUAGUCAACUUUUGGUAUUUUUUUCCACUCUGGCAGCAGUUUUUUUGUGGUUUUAUAGCUUGUCAUCAGACAGGUGUCCCGAAAUUAUCUUGAGACUAAGACAAGUCCUCUUUCUCCUGUUGUAACGACACAAACAUGCUGGAUUCUUUGACUGACACAUAUUGAAAAUAUAUUGUAUUUUUAUCUUAAACAGCACCAGCACUUCUACAUGUAUACUACUGUAGUCAGCGUUGCUGUUGAAUCGUUUCAGUUCCCUCCUCUGUACUGUCGUUGGCUUGUUAUAUUUAAGGAGAAGACUGUAAACCACCUUGGCUUAAUCUCGGUCAUGUUUUAAGUUUGAGUUACUUGCUUAAUUACCUCGUAGUUUGCUUUCAUCUUUAAAGAAAUACUUUGUGAUUUUU